AGGAGACGCGCUUUUCGGCAGCUCUCCGGCUCGGUGAAUCGGCUGGCUUGCGCCGGAGAUGGCUACGUUUUUUGGGGAGGUGGUCACACCCCCGAGCCGCGCCGGCCUGGAUGACGAAGAGGAGCUCGCAGAAGAGCGCGAAGAGACUCCGGAGGAUCGGGAGAUUCGGCUGGCGCUGGAAAAGAAAAGAGACGUUUGUAUCACCUGGAACACCUCAACUAUAUCAGCAGAAGAAAAGUUUCCUUGCUCAAAGUUUAUCUUGGGUGUUGGAGGCAAUGCAGUAGCAUUCCUGUCUUCGUUUAUUUUGAAUUCUGGAAGCUGGGAGCUGGUUGGAUCUGCCCAGUUAUGGAAUGAGUGGUGUAGAACAUCAAAAGUAACAAAUCAUCUUCCCAAAGAUUCAUACUGUUGCUUUUAUCGGUCAGUUUCAGAUCCCACAAUUUUACUGUGCCAGUGCAAUUGUUAUGUGGCUGAAGACCAGCAGUUUCAGUGGCUUGAAAAGGUUUUUGGAUGUCUGCAGCAGAUUGAUUUGCAAGUACUAGUUCUUUCAGCGUGUCCUGUAACAGAUUAUAAAACCACUGAGUCCACUCUGACUCUCCCUUCACCUUUCCUGCGAGCAUUGAAAACAAGAGAGUUCAAAGAUAAAGUUUAUUGCUCUCUUCUAGAACAACCAAACAUUAUACGGGAUCUCCCAGCAGCAGUUCUCAGUUACUGUCAAGUGUGGCAAAUCCCAGCAAUAUUUUAUCAAUGUUACACGGAUAUACUCCAACUGGACUUAGUAACUAUUGAAACCUUCAAACCUGUCUUAUCAUCCAAAAUUCUAAAAAGUUUAGUGGAGGAUAUUUCAAGAAGCACAGAAAUACUGACAAAAUUAGUGACACCUACUGACAUUCAUAACAUCUACACUUAAAAAUGAUUUGUGGUUCUUCAAAAUUUGAUUAAGUUUCUGUAUUUGUAAACUGCAGCUACUUUGGAAUGUAGGACUCUUCAUAAGUGGGGCAUGCUCUAUUUUUUGUAUCACUGGUCAUUUGGGGGAGGGUUAGACUGAUUUAAAAAAUUAAAAUAUGACCUUUUUAUUUUAC
Messenger RNA from Pseudonaja textilis, 1079 nucleotides. RefSeq names its product proteasome assembly chaperone 1 (gene PSMG1). NCBI's taxonomy places the organism in Eukaryota, Metazoa, Chordata, Lepidosauria, Squamata, Elapidae. Gene Ontology annotation, biological process: proteasome core complex assembly. Gene Ontology annotation, cellular component: endoplasmic reticulum. The record is from RefSeq and is a predicted model, not a curated record. Gene Ontology annotation, molecular function: proteasome binding.